CGGAGCUCUUUCCAAUGUAGUUCCACGCUGUGUCUGCCUCUAUCCGCGUCCAUGAGGUGUUCGUGGACCUUGACUUGACUAUAGGCAUUUCUUUCAAUAAUGUAUUCAUCUCUGCUGCAGCACACCGACCCCUGCCAAGCUAAAAUAACUACGAAACAACUCCUUCAGCUCAAGCGUUCACCGUACAAGCGUUCUCUGUAGUACAAUUAAUGGGUGACAGGACAUCCAUUGAAGCCCCCUCCUCAAGAACUUGGAAGUACCAAGUGUUUUUGAGCUUUAGAGGUGAAGACACACGCAAGGGCUUCACAGGCCACCUCCACGCCGCGUUAUCUGAUGCCGGGAUCCGCGCCUUUCUUGACGACAACGAGCUAGAAAGAGCGGAAUUUAUAAAAACCCAACUGGAGCAGGCAAUCCACGGGUCCAUGAUCUCGAUAAUUGUCUUCUCAAAGCGGUAUGCCGAUUCCAGUUGGUGUCUUGAUGAGCUGGUGAAGAUCAUGGAGUGUAGAGAAAGAUUGGGGCAAAAGGUUAUUCCAUUGUUCUAUAAUGUUGAUGCUUCAGAUGUCCGGAAACAAACUGGUAGGUUUGAGCAGGCAUUUAAGAAACAUAAAGCGGACAUCUGUGAAGGUAAACAUGAGAAAGAAAAGGUACAGCGGUGGAGAAAUGCUCUCACUCAAGCUGCAGAUUUGUGUGGGGAAGAUCUUAAAAAUGCUGACAAUGGGCAUGAAGCAAAGUUUAUCAAGAAAAUUCUUGGGGAGGUUAAUAAGCAGUUGUACAGCAAAUACCAAUUAGACAUCGAACACCUUGUUGGAAUUACUUCUCGGCUGAACGAUGUUGUUCGCAUGAUUGAUAUUGAAAAUUCAGGUUCUAAGGAUGUUGUUCGCAUGAUUGGUAUUUGGGGGAUGGGCGGCAUUGGCAAAACAACGCUUGCCAAAGCCAUUUAUAACAAAUUUGAAGGUAGCUUUGAAGGUAGAAGUUUCCUUGCAAACGUCAGGGAAGUAUUUGCACACCAACCCAUUACUGGUCUGGUUGGUUUACAAGAACAACUUCUAAAUGAUAUCUUGAAAAGCCAGGGCAUAAAGGUUGGCUCUGUUGCUAAAGGGAUCGAUAUGAUAAGAGAAAGACUUUGCUGUAAAAGAGCACUUGUCAUAAUUGACGAUGCAGAUGAUCUACAACAACUAAAAGCAAUAGCUAGAGCUCGUGAUUGGUUUGGUCCUGGAAGUAGAAUUGUUAUAACAACAAGAAAUCAACAUUUGCUAGAGCAAGUUGGAGUGGAUGCCAUAUAUAUGGCUCAAGAAAUGGAUGAAAAAGAAGCUCUAGAGCUCUUUGGUUGGCAUGCCUUUGAAAGUGGUUAUCCUAAUCAAGAAUAUCUUGACCUCUCAAAACGUGUAAUUCGUUACUGUCAAGGCUUGCCUCUAGCACUUGAAGUUGUAGGGUCUUUUCUGAUUAAAAGACGCACAGCGGAGUGGGAAAGCCAUUUGGAGAAAUUGGAAAGAAGUCCUGAUGGAGAUAUUCAAAAAAUACUCAGAAUAAGCUUUGACGGGCUACCUGAUCAGGAAAAGAAAGAGAUAUUCCUUGAUAUAUCUUGUUUCUUUAUAGGAAUGGACAAGGACUAUGUAGCACAAAUAUUAAAGGGAUGUGGCUUUGCUCAACCGAUAGGAAUCAGUGUCCUCAUUGAACGGUGCCUUGUAACUGUUAGUGAGGAAAACAAGCUGAUGAUGCAUGAUUUGCUUCGAGACAUGGGAAGAGAGAUUAUUUAUGAAAAUGCCCAGGGUCACCGUGAAAAAUUUAGUAGAUUGUGGAAACAUGAAGACAUAACAGAUGUAUUGAGCGAUGAAUCUGGAACUAAAAAAAUUGAAGGAGUUGCUCUAGAUUUGGAUCUAGAUUUGACUAGAUUCAGUGCACAAGCAUUUACCAACAUGAAAAAACUGAGGUUACUCCACCUCAGCGGAGUAGAGCUCACUGGAGAGUACAAAGAUUUUCCCAAAAAGUUAAUAUGGUUGUGCUGGCAUUAUUUUCCUUUAGAGUCCAUACCAGAUGACUUUCCUAUGCAACCAAAACUAGUUGCUUUAGACCUGCAGCAUAGCAAACUCAAAAUAGUUUGGAAGGAUUGCAAGGUGCAUGAGAAUUUGAAAAUCCUUAAUCUCAGUUAUUGCAUUGAGCUAACAAAAUCACCAGACUUUUCAAAACUCCCAAAUCUCGAGGAAUUGAUAUUGCAAUCCUGUUGGAGUUUGUCUGAGGUUCACUCAUCCAUCGGGGAUCUUGGAAGACUUUCUUUGGUAAAUCUUGAAGACUGCUACAUGCUAAAGGAUCUCCCACUGAAUUUCGGUAAAUCCAAGUCUAUUGAAACUCUUCUACUUAAUGGUUGUUCAAGUUUUGAAAAGUUGGCUGAGGGCUUAGGGGACAUGGUAUCAUUGACAACUCUGAAAGCGGAUGAGACAGCCAUAAGACAAAUACCAUCUUCCAUAUUAAAAUUGAAGAAACUGAAAGUUUUAUCUUUAUGUGAUGUGAAAGGGUCGCCAUCAACAAAUCUUUUGCCUCCUUUGUUGCAAAGUUUAAGCUCUUUAAGGGAAUUAGCUCUUGCAAACUGGAGUUUAACUGAUGAUGCAUUCCCCAAGGAUCUCGGUAGCCUAAUAUCCUUAGAAAAUUUAGAUCUUGCAGGAAAUGAUUUUUGCAGCCUAACAAGCCUCAGUCGUCUUUCACAGCUUCAAGAUUUGUCUUUAGAUCAGUGCAAAAAUCUUCGUGUAAUCACAGAUUUACCAACGAAUUUGAAAGUGUUACGAGCAGGUGGCUGCAUUGCAUUGGAAAAAAUGCCAGAUUUUUCAGAAAUGUCAAAUAUAAGAGAAUUGUAUCUAGGUGAUUCGGGCAAACUCACUGAGAUUCCAGGCCUAGAUAAGUCAUUAAACUCCAUGACAAUAAUUCAUAUUGGAAACUGCACUAAUUUGACUCCCGAUUUUAGGAAGAACAUCCUACAGGGAUGGACUUCUUGCGGAUAUGGUGGCAUUUUUCUCAGUGGAAAUGAUAUUCCUGAUUGGUUCGACUAUGUCCAUGACGAUGAUAUUGUGUAUUUCACUGUGCCUCAAAGUGUUGGUCGUAUUUUGAAAGGAUUAACUUUGUCCUUCGUUCUCUCUUCAGUCUCAUUCUACGGUUAUCGUAUUAGCAUUAAAAACAUGACCAACGGUACUGAGCUUGACGCCAGAAUCAUACCCGAUUUUCGAACUCAAAUGACGAGUUCAAAUGACGAGCUCAAAGGUUAUUAUCUUUGGCAGGGACUGUUAUCAAAUGACGAGCUCAAAUUGCAAGACGGUGAUAAAGUCUUGAUUGAAAUAAUACCUGAAUAUAAAUGGGUGAAGGUGAAGAAAACAGGUGUUAGUCUGGUAUGGGACAAAUUUAUGAACGAAAAUAUGAUUGAUUACCACCUUUGUGCGUAUGAACGACGCCCAUAUCAAAAUCUGGUCAACAAUGAUGACAUCAUUCAUGUCGAAGAUGAUAAUCACAUAAGAAAAUCACCAGACUUUUCAAAAUUCCCAAAUCUCGAGAAGUUGAUAUUGAAAGGUCGUGAGUACUUGUAUAAGGUUCACUCAUCCAUCGGGGAUCUUGGAAGACUUUCUUUGGUAAAUCUUGAAGGCUGCACCGAUCUAGAGGAUCUCCCACUGAAUUUCUAUAAAUCCAAGUCUAUUGAAACUCUUCUACUGAAUGGUUGUUCAAGAUUUCAAAACUUGGCCGAUGGCGUAGGGGACAUGGUAUCAUUGACAAUUUUGGAAGCAGAUAAGACAGGCAUCAGACAAAUUCCAUCUUCCAUAGUAAAAUUGAAGAAGUUGAGAAUUUUAUCUCUAUCUGGCUGCUGGUUAACUGAGGAUGCAAUCCCUAAGGAUCUAUGUAGCCUAAUUUCCUUAGAAGAUCUGCUUCUUGGAGACAAUGUCUUUUGUAGCCUACCAAGUCUCGCUGGUCUUUCAAAGCUCAAAGUCUUGUGUGUAAAUGCAUGCAAAAACCUUCGUGCAAUCCCAGAUUUACCGACCAAUUUGUAUGUUCUGAAAGCAAAUGAGUGCCCAGAAUUGGAAACAAUUCCAGAUUUUUCAAAAAUGUGGAAUAUGAGAGAAUUGUAUCUAAGUGAUUCGUUCAAACUCACUGAGGUUCCAGGCUUGGAUAAGUCAUUAAACUCCAUGAAAAGGAUUCAUAUGGAAGGCUGCACCAAUCUGACUGCCGAUUUUAGGGACAACAUCCUACAGGGAUGGACUUCUUGCGGAUAUGGUGGCAUUUUUCUCAGUGGAAAUGAUAUUCCUGAUUGGUUCGACUGUGUCCAUGACGAUGAUAUUGUGUAUUUCACUGUGCCUCAAAGUGAUGGUCGUAAUUUGAAAGGGUUAACUUUGUCCUUCGGUUUCUCUUCCUCUUCAGAACGGUACGGUCUUGGUUUUCACAUUAGCAUUAAAAACAUGACCAAGGGUAUUGAGCUUGAAGCCAGGAUCAUACCCGUUUCCAAUUAUCAGGGUUAUUAUCUUUGGCAGGGACAGUUAUCAAAUGACGAGCUCAAAUUGCAAGACGGUGAUAAAGUCUUGAUUGAAAUAAUAGUGGACAAAUGGGUGAAGGUGAAGAAAACAGGUGUUAAUUUGGUAUGGGACAAAUUUAUGAACGAAAAUAUGAUUGAUUACCAUCUUUGUGCGUAUGAACGACGCUCAUCUCAAAAUCUGGUCAAUGAUGAUGACAUCAUUCAUGUCGAAUAUGAUUAUGACAUAAGAAAAUCACCGGACUUCUCAAAAUUCCCAAAUCUGAAGAAGUUGAUAUUGAAAGAUUGUCCGCACUUGUCUAAGGUUCACUCAUCUAUCGGAGAUCUUGGAAGACUUUCUUUGGUAAAUCUUCAAGGCUGCUACAUGCUAAAGGAUCUCCCACUGAAUCUCUAUAAAUCCAAGUCUAUUGAAACUCUUAUACUGAAUGGUUGUUCAAGUUUUCAUAACUUGGCUGAUGGCUUAGGGGACAUGGUAUCAUUGACAAUUUUGGAAGCAGAUGACACAUGGAUCAGACAAAUUCCAUCUUCCAUAGUAAAAUUGAAGAAGUUGAGAAUUUUAUCUCUAUCUGGCUGCAGGUUGUCAACUGAGGAUGAUUUCCCUAAGGAUCUAUGUAGCCUAAUUUCCUUAGAAGAUCUGCUUCUUGGAGGCAAUGAUUUUCGUAGCCUGCCAAGCCUCGCUGGUCUUUCGAAGCUCAAGGUCUUGUGUUUAACUGCAUGCAGAAAACUUCUUGCAAUCCCUGAUUUACCAACGAAUUUGUAUGUUCUGGAAGCAAUUUACUGCCCAGAAUUGGAAACAAUUCCAGAUUUUUCAAAAAUGAGGAAUAUGAGAGAAUUGUAUCUAAGUGAUUCGUUCAAACUCACUGAGGUUCCAGGCUUGGAUAAGUCAUUAAACUCCAUGACAAGGAUUCAUAUGGAAGGCUGCACCAAUCUCACUGCGGAUUUUAGGAACAACAUCCUACAGAGAUGGACUUCUUGCGGAUUUGGUGGAAUUUAUUUGAAUGGAAUUUAUGAUAUUCCUGAGUGGUUCGAGUUGGACGAUGAUGUGGACAAUAUCGUCUUCUUUGAAGUUCCUCAAAUAAUCAUGGGUUGUGAUUUAAAAGGGUUGACUAUAUGCUUCGUUUACUCUUCAGACAGGCCAAAACUUGUAGAUUCUGAAGGUCCUAUUGGCAUUAUCGUUAGAAAUCUUACCAAACAAACUGCAUUGCACACCAAGAUAGCAUUUGCCUCCUUAAAAAAUUACAGUGAACAUGAAGACCAUUUGCGUAGGUGGAGACCUGAGGACCAUUAUCUUUGUCCUGGACAAUUGUCGAAGGAACCAGAAGACCAUUAUCUUUGGCAGGGACAAUUGUCAAACGAUGUGCUCUGUUUGCAAGGCGGGGACCGAGUCUCCAUUCUUGUAAGGCCUCAUGAUGUUGAUUUUGUGAGAGUGAAGAAGACAGGGGUUCAUCUAGAAUGGGACAAAGUCAUGAAGGAAAAUAUGGAUAAUCCGGAUCCUCAUUUGUAUGAUUUGGAAACAAAUGGGGAUUUUUCAGGGGGAGUUGAUGACUCCAUUUCAAGAAACAGAGAGAACAAGGGAAGAAAAUCAAAGAGGAGGAGGAUAGGAUCGUUUGAUUAUGUUUAAACCACUGAGGGCGCUGAUACCAACAUAUUCAGAGAAGUAUGAGGAAGAGACCUGAAGAAGAAGGAAAGAAAGAGAGAGAAAUAGAGAGAAAUUGCAAUUUUGAUUUCUGUAUUUCUUAGUCUUUUAAGCUAUGGCACUAUUACACUGUAUACAGCUGUCUAACUGAUUCACAUUACACUAGUGUCUUCAGAUUGUUGUAACCGACUGUGCCGAUAUUCUACGAUGUGGAGGCUAGAGAUGUGAGGAAUCAGACUGCUUUGCACACCCGGAUGGCAUUUGGCAGGGACAAUUGUCAGACGAUGUGCUCCGUUUGGAAGGCGGUGACCACGUAUCGAUUCUUGUAAGGCCUCGUGAUGUUGAUUUUGUGAGAGCGAAGAAGACAGGGUUCAUCUAGAAUGGGACAAAGUCAUGAAGGAAAAUAUGGAUAAUCUGGAUUCUUAUUUGUAUGAUUUGGAAACAAAUCGGGAUUUUUUAGGGGGAGUUGAUGAUGCAUUUUUCAGGGGCAGUGUUAUACACGAACAAUUAGCAGUGGAACCAUAUCUGGAUUUUUUUGGGGAACUGAUAAUAAGGCAGGACGAAGCCAUGACGCACGGCCGGAUGAUGGAGCAGGACGGAGCCAUGACACAUUUGUUCGGACUAAUCAAUCGAGUGUUGUGGAUGAACAAUUAGCAUUGGAGUUGAUGAGUCCAUUUCAAGAAAUUGUUGUCACCAAGACGAAUGGUAACCAUACUGAGCAAGCCAACAAUGCUGAUGGAGGAAAAAGAACCCAUGAUGAAGCAGAGAGAAAACCCUAGAAUUGAAAUUGAGAGAAAGAAACAGAGAGAAGCAUUGAGGGCGCUGAUACCAUGUUAACCAACAUCUUCAGAGAAGUAUGACGAAGAUACCUGAAGAAGAAGGAAAGGGAAACAGAGAGAAAUUGCAAUCUUGAUUUCUUUGGACAUUUGUCAAACGAUGUGCUUCUUUUUGUUUGUUUGUUUUUUCCUAUUAAUUGCUAGUACUAAGGAUGUUUAAGUCCUUUACUUUCAAAAAAAUAAAAAUAAAUAAAAGAACUUAAUUUUAUAUA
This is a messenger RNA of Prunus persica (peach), 7185 nucleotides long. Its product is annotated as TMV resistance protein N. Lineage: Eukaryota; Viridiplantae; Streptophyta; Magnoliopsida; Rosales; Rosaceae. Gene Ontology annotation, biological process: signal transduction; defense response. The transcript is spliced from 9 exons. Bases 210 to 6122 code for a protein of 1970 amino acids. The record is from RefSeq and is a predicted model, not a curated record. Gene Ontology annotation, molecular function: ADP binding; protein binding.